Messenger RNA from Plasmopara halstedii, 2208 nucleotides. RefSeq names its product tkl protein kinase. Bases 1 to 2208 code for a protein of 735 amino acids. The record is from RefSeq and is a predicted model, not a curated record. The transcript has 5 exons. NCBI's taxonomy places the organism in Eukaryota, Oomycota, Peronosporomycetes, Peronosporales, Peronosporaceae. Gene Ontology annotation, biological process: protein phosphorylation. Gene Ontology annotation, molecular function: ATP binding; protein kinase activity.
AUGUGGAGCACUCGCGGUCUUGCGGUGGCUACCGAUGUGUGCAUGUCACCGGACCACAGCACGCUUUCGAGCAACUGCUAUGGAGUCUGCAGGUCUUCGCUAUGCGUAGUCUAUGCCUUGUCAACAGCGGAGGAUAGGAACAAAGAAAGUAGCGAAGCUGGCUUCUUUUAUCAAGGCUGCGCGGCGUCAAACAUGCCGUCAUGCAAGACGAAUGUGACUUCUGGAGACUGCCAAGUGCAGUGUCUAGUGGAGUUGCCUGCUAGCUGGAGUCAGCCUCACUGGACGUUGACAGUCGCUAAACCCCAAAGCGACAAGACGGAUACCGCACUUUUUCAGGAGAUUGACAUAUUAGAGUUGCCGUCGACUCUGCAAGAAUUGUCUAUUGUUGGUGCAACAUCGAGCUCCCAAAUAUCUGUGCCGCUAUCUUUUUUGCCCGGUGCGUUUCGGAGUGGCACAGCAUUGCAGCAACUUGCAAUUUCUGACGUUAAUGUUGGAGGUUUGAUGACAAAUAUUUUCCCGGACUCGCUUCAUACACUUAUCAUUCAGCGGGCGCACCUUAAUCAGUUUGAUCCCCGUGGUUCCCAUGCUUUCACUUCGGUGUCCAUAUUAAAUCUUUGCGACAAUGAUCUGUCUGAAAUCCCAACCAUUAUAUAUGAAAUGCGCAAUCUGUCAGCUCUUUAUCUACAAGGCAACAUGAUUGUCAAUGCUCACGUUACCCUGCCGCAACUUCUUUAUUUGCAAAAACUACCCGUUUUCGAAGCCAAUUUGACAAUCAGUGGAAGCUGCUCUGCGGGUUAUGAUACUAUAUCAUGGAAUGGCAAGAGCGUCUGCUACACUAACGGUGAUAGUCUUGGUAGCAUUGAUGGAUCAGAAUCUACGGAAAAAAGCACUGCUUUUCCUGCUAGCGGAAGCGAUGACAGCUCAGAUGUGGUGGGUGUUAUUCUUGGACUCGUGGUGUUCAUAGUGGUAGCCAUACUUGGUGGUGUUUUGCUUUUGCGAAGAUGGAAGCAAAAGGCUGCAAAGGGACAGCACGAUUCACUUGUGGCGGUUGAUACCAAACUCAAAAGUAGUCUGAGGGGUCUUCGAGCACGAAUGGGUGUGAAUGGCACAGCCCAAACUUCAGAUCUUGAAGCUUCGUUAAACGAGUAUGACAUUAAAGGAGGAGGACUGCGCAAAGCUGCCUUUGAAGAAAUCCCUGCGGGUGAAGUGGUCACGCUGAACGAAUUGUCAGCUCCUGGACCAGUGUUGGUUGCCCUGGCUGAGUACCAAACAAAGUUGGUGCUUGUGACAAAACUUCGAGUCAGUGAUGAUGAUAUUGAAGCUGCUCUAGACAUGAUGCCGGUUCUAUCACGGAUGCGUCACCCUCAAUUACUCUCGAUAUGUGGAGUUGUUUGGGACGAACGACAAGCAAUGACUGCAGUUUGUGAAUACAUGACGCUCGGCACUCUUGAAGCGUAUCUCCGAAGUUCCGGCUCUAGACUGAAUUGGAUGAACUUUAAGAUGAAAGCAGCUGCUGAAAUCGCUCGUGGGCUCAUGUACCUACACAAUCAGCAUAUGGUCACGUAUGAUGGACUCAAUGGGAAAAGCGUCUUUGUAGAUCCAAGUAAAGGCUGUAAACUGAACCCUAUGCAGGCAGCACUAGCGACGAACGAAUCAUCUCGUUACAGUUGCCAAUCAUAUCUCCGCCGUUGCGAUACAGCCUCAAAAGCAUAUUUUGCCCCUGAAAUAUUAGUUGGUGGGCCAUCUCGGUCAUCGUCCGAUAUGUACGCGUUUGGUGUGCUGCUGGCACAUCUUGACACAUGCCAGACUGCAGAUGAGAUGAUCAGAAGUUCAUGGAAAAUGCGCACUCACAUCGGAAACUUUGAUACAGACAACGGCACUCUUCUUUCAGCUGACGGAACAGUGAUAUCGACAGAUACUUCUGACGUGGACAAUGUGCGAAGAUGCACUACUCAUUUAGAAAGCUUACCCAGCUAUAGUAGCUAUCGUUCGCUACAAAGUUCUCGCAGUCUCACGUUGGAAGAAAAGCGGCGAAGAACAACUCCUGUGCUCGGUACCAACGACAACAACAAUACUAGUUUUAUGAGCAUGUUUACAUUCACAUCAGAAUGUCCCACGGCGGUGCGAGAGCUGGCAGGUGCAUGUUUGCAAUACGACCCAUCGCUACGCCCCAGCGCGUCCUACAUCACAGCCAUGCUGCAUAUAUAG